Molecule: messenger RNA, 1161 nt
Organism: Gaeumannomyces tritici R3-111a-1
Lineage: Eukaryota; Fungi; Ascomycota; Sordariomycetes; Magnaporthales; Magnaporthaceae
Exons: 3
Coding region: 534-1151 (205 amino acids)
Source: RefSeq, a predicted model, not a curated record
GAACCAAGCAGGGGAUUUGCGGUGAGAGAGAGGCUCAAGGUCGGGUUCAGUGAGGCUGACGUGGUGGCACCUAGGUAAGGCAGGUAGUCCAAGAUAGGUGUAGGGUACGAGGUGCAAGGUCCUACCUAGUUUAUGGAGAUGGGUAGGUAGGUACUCUCCCUUGGAGUUGGCAGGCAAAGCUAGGUGGCAAGGGUUGGGGCAGGCAAGCUUUGAGCCCGCGGGACCUAAACCCAAGCGAGCCGGCCCUGGGCCCGAAGGGGAACGAGACUGGGACCAGACGGGUUCUGCCAGCGACACAACUGCCUGAUCUGAGGGUUCGUGUAAAUGGAGACUGGACCGCUUAGUGACCACAUCCCGAUCCAUCCCCUCAAUCGCGCCGGCAUCAGACAUAACCUGUUGAAAUACCCAAGCAUUUCAACGUGGCUGGGCGUUAUCACCGUCCUCUCAGCCCUGGAUCCUACAACCAUCCACGACCACACAAACCCAUCUAAAUUACAGCCCGGCGGGGAAACCCUCCACUCACACCUCGCCCAAUGUCCAACAGCGGACCCGGGCCCGGCGGCGGCGGCGGCAGUAGUAGCGGCGCGCAACAGGGCGCCGGGUAUCACCAACACCAACACCAACACCAACAACACCAACACCACGACUACUACAGCCCCCACAGCCACCACCACCAUCACGACUCCUCCUACCACCCGGACCAGCAGAGGCAGUACGACACCCGCCGCCCGCCCGGGCCGCCGUCCACCAGCGCCCCGGACUUCACGCCCGAGAUGCGGGACCGCCAGGCCAGGGGCAAGGACCCGGACGGGCCCGACCCGGGCCCCUUUGCCUUUAGCCGGGUCGCACAGUCGAGGAUGGCGCUGGGUUUUAUAGGAUUCGAAACGGAGCCGUUCGAGAAGGCCCAGAGGCGCGAGAAGGCGGCCGCCAUACUCGACAACCCGGAGCUGCUGAUGGUCUACGCUCAGCGGGCAGGCGACAGCAUCCCCGCGACCCGCAUGCGCUUCAUGCGCAUCAUGUGCGGCUACGACGACGGCGGAGAUGGCGACUAUCACCACCGGGACGGCGGUCGUGCCGCCGCCGGCGGGUCCUGGCCGCCCAGCAGGAGCGAGAGCGGCGGCAGCAGCCGCCACAACUCUGCCGGGAGGUAGAGAUGGGAGA